AUGAAGGAAUCUGUAUUUUCACUAUUUCAGGUAUUUCUACUUGUGAUUGGUGUGGUGGGUGUGAUGGUGGCUGCAAUUCCUUGGAUUGGUAUUCCUGUGAUUCCCCUUGGCAUCAUUUUCUUUGUUCUCCGGCGAUAUUUCUUAGAGACGUCACGAGAUGUGAAACGCCUGGAAUGUACGACAUGGAGCCCGUUAUUUUCCCACUUAGCAUCUUCUCUCCGGGGACUCUGGACCAUCCAGGCGUGCAAAGCUGAACAGAAGUUUCAGGAAGUGUUUGACUCACACCAGGACUUGCAUUCAGAGGCUUGGUUCCUGCUUUUGACAACGUGCCGAUGGCUCGCUGUGUAUGUGGAUGUCAUCUGUGCCAUCUUUGUCACUGUUGUUGCUUUUGGGGCCCUGAUUCUGGUAGAAAGUAUGUAUGGAUGUGAAUACUUAUGGUAUGUUAACAGUUUAUAG
Molecule: messenger RNA, 456 nt
Organism: Rangifer tarandus platyrhynchus (Svalbard reindeer)
Lineage: Eukaryota; Metazoa; Chordata; Mammalia; Artiodactyla; Cervidae
Source: the annotation of a GenBank genome assembly